UGCAUGUUAUAUAGACGACAGCCCUCCCCUCCCAUGUAAUGCUCCUCCAUGUGCACAUCAAACCGUAUUGAGAGAGAGGGACACACACAGGGUGAGAGAGAGAGAUGAGCAACCAUCACAGGUUCAAGCUAUCCCAUCUCAUGCCAAACUCUUGGUUCUACAAGCUGUGGGACACGAAGAAACCCAGGCCACCAAGCAAAAGAAACUGCGAAACAACAAGAAUCUCUAAGAGAUCAAGCCACUACUGUCAUGGAAGCAUCACUCCCAAACCGCUUCCAUUAUCUCCACACCCUUCCUACUCCUACUACCCAAACACAAAGCAUAAUAUGUCACUUGAUCAGAAGCUACGCCCCUCCACUCUUCAUCUUAAUCCAAAGGCAUCAGACAUCCAAUUCCCUAGAGAUCACCACCACCACCAUCGCCCAGCAAGCACCAUGGUCAUUGAUGCCAAGCACGAGUUUCAAGGCUUGCAGCUACGUCCGAUUCGCACAAGGGCAGUGCUUACUGGAUCUACAAGCGGUACAUGCCCGAGCUCACCGAGGCUGAGGAGAACAAGGUUACCUGCUCUCAAUGGCAAUAGCGUCAUCACUACUACGAGUGCUAUUGGUGGACGUAGAAGCGCUGCUAGGAGGAGCCUCGCCGUCGUCAAAACGUCGACAGACCCUCCCAGGGAUUUCAAGGAGAGCAUGGUGGAGAUGAUCGUCGAGAACGACAUGAACGCACCGGAGGAUAUGCAGGAACUUCUUGAGUGCUACUUGUCUCUCAACUCGAGGGAGUACCAUGGAGUUAUAAAGGAGGUCUUCAGGGAAAUUUGGCUUCAGAUUGUCCAAGAUAUUGCUGAAGAUUGAGAUUAUUAUGUGAGGUGAAGAUCGGUAGUGUCGACGAUGAACUGUAAAUUAUUCGAACAGUAUCUGGUUCUAUUGAUUGCAUGACUUGUGUUUGUGCUAAUUAACUCAAAAGGUAAUGUGGGAACUUUUGGCACUGCGCUUCUGCGAUGUUAGUGUAAAGGAGGUAUCAUGCAAAUACGCACGGAUGAAAAUAGUACAUAUAUUUUCAAAAUGUAUUCGACACCCAAUUCGUUUAAAGGGACACAAAUCUAUCCGUAUCUGAGUCUGAAUAUUCAAAAUUCGAUACUGUAUCCGUAUC
Messenger RNA from Sorghum bicolor (sorghum), 1146 nucleotides. RefSeq names its product transcription repressor OFP1. Gene Ontology annotation, molecular function: DNA binding. NCBI's taxonomy places the organism in Eukaryota, Viridiplantae, Streptophyta, Magnoliopsida, Poales, Poaceae. Bases 105 to 848 code for a protein of 247 amino acids. The record is from RefSeq and is a predicted model, not a curated record. Gene Ontology annotation, biological process: negative regulation of DNA-templated transcription. The transcript has a single exon.